CACAGUGUCACUGGUGUCUCUACAGCAGAACGGCAAAAUGCUACAUUGGCCUUGCUCACAGCUGGGAGGAGGACAGCAUCGCCAGCAGCCUGAGCAGGGGCUGGGAGAAGGGAAGUUUUGUGCUCUUCACCCUGCAUAAACUCUGCUCACAGGUUAUUAACAUCCUGCAGCAAGUCAUCUCUUUCUGCCUGGAGGUUUGUGGAAGAAAUAAGCAAUACAUGAAACUGGAUGCAAUUUAAUUUUACAUCUGUUCAUUCGGGACCUCGAUGAGUGAUACACGGGGAGAAGUAGAAGAUGGCGAAUUCCACAGAGAAUGCAACUGAGAAGUGCAUUAUCAAUCAUGACAUCCACCAGACGUUGUCCCCCGUGGUGUACAUCUUUGUAUUUAUACUGGGCUUGCCCGCCAACUGCCUGUCACUCUACUACGGGUAUUUACAGAUCAAGGCUAAAAAUGAAUUGGGUAUCUACCUUUGCAAUUUGACAGUAGCAGACCUGCUCUACAUAUUUUCUUUGCCUUUUUGGCUUCAGUAUGUCUUGCAGCACGACAACUGGACCUACGAUGAGACGCUGUGCAAAAUUUGUGGUGUCCUCUUGUACGAGAAUAUCUACAUCAGCGUGGGCUUCCUCUGCUGCAUCUCCAUCGACCGCUAUCUCGCAGUAGUGCACCCUUUUCGAUUUCAACGCUUUCGGACAAUGAAGGCCGCUGUGAUCGUCAGCAUCAUUAUCUGGACCAAAGAAAUAAUAACCUGCUACUUUUUCUUUAUGCACGGGGAGAUCAGUAUGGAUGCCGAGAGCCACGUGGUGUGCUUCGAGCAUUACCCCAUCAAGGAAUGGGAGCACAACGUCAAUUACUACCGCUUCUCUGCUGGCUUCCUUUUCCCCUUCUUCCUGCUGGCCUUCUCUUACUGCGGGAUUUUACGAGUCGUCCGCAAGAGUCACGGCACUCAAAAGAAAAAGAAAAUCCAAAUUAAACGACUGGUUUCAAGCACUGUGCUCAUUUUUUUAGUUUGCUUUGGACCAUACCACAUUCUGCUUGUGAUUCGCAGCUUGUUGGAGAACAACUGCUCGUUUGCCGAGAAAAUAUUUAAUAUUUACCAUUUUUCUCUCCUAUUGACUACUUUUAACUGUGCUGCUGAUCCAGUAUUGUAUUGUUUUUCCAGCGAAAGCACUUACCAGAACUUUGCCAGGAUGCGAGACUCUUGUUUAACGUGUUUAGGGUGUCUGAAGACUGAGACGAAGGAAUCGUAUCCACUGAGCGCUCCAGAAUCUCAGAACACAGCAUGAGCAGCAACCAGGGUUAUUGCAAAUAUCACAUGAUAGUACUGGAAUGAAGGACUCCACUACUAACACGGGAAGCCUAUAGCAUUCAUCAAAAAAGGACAUUAAUCUAAAAUUUGCAGCUAUGGCCAUGUUUGUGUAUCUAUCUGAUUUAUCCAUGCAUUACAACUGCAUUACCUCCCAAAGGCUAAUUAGCAACGCAGUAGAGAGAGGUCAUUUCUGGAGGUGCUUGGACCUUGGCGAUAGUGAGGAAAGCACAGGCUAAGUCAGUUCAGUUGCCAUCACGGGUCUGUUGCCGUUGUGGUACCACUCAAAAUCUGUUGUCUUGAUGACCGUGUUGGCUGGAAUAAGCUAGUGCUCAUGGUGUGUGGUUCUGUUGAAUUUGUUUUAACUGCUCUCUGUUUGCUGUCAUCAUCUGUUGAAAAGGUUGGAGACAGAACAAAUUAAAUGUCCCCAUAUGUACUUUUAAAAAGAAAAAUAAUUGCAUUUCUGUAACAUCCCUGUAACUCUGAAGUAACUUCUCCUUCAGCCAGUUUCAAGGCCUGCAGAGACCAUGCCAAAACCAACCUCCUAAAAUAAUCCAAUAACAUGAGAUGUUCUGGGAGAACAUGCACAAAGAACUCAGCAUCUGCUGAGUCCUUCAAUCUGUUGAUUGACUGUUGAAUCUCAGACUGUUGAACGUUGUUGUAAGCCUCCUGUUGACUUCCAGAGGUAUGAGAACUCUUGGCUCCAGUGGGGAUAGAGAAUUUGGUCUGUUGCCCUGGAAAAGACCAGGAGGUUGGUAGUACCUCAAGUGAGGUGCUUUGAACCCCUGCACUUCUCUUGAGUCACUGUGUUCAAAGAAAAUUUAGUUACAGCCGAAUUCUACUAAACCUUGCUAAAGUUUGGGUUGUGUCCUUCAAAAUGUGUGUGUCUUGGGCAGCGCAGACCAUUCAGGCAAUUAAAUAACGGUGCAUUUGUCAGGGAAACUGGACAUGGAUUCUGCUCAAACUGGGUUUUCUCCCCCAGAUCCUAGAGCUUAGGGUUUGGUCAUUGCUCGGUAAAUACAGUAGCAGAAAUAUGAUGUAUGAAUGAUCUCUGUUUCCUGGUUUAGACAGAAACAAAAUGCAGGAAUGAGUGGAGAUAAUUGUAAUUAAACAUGUGCUCUAUACUGUUUUUCCUACCACUGUCUCCUCUCUAGGUUUGUUUUGGGGUUUUUUUUCUUUAUUAUACUAAUGAAUCCUGUAUGAUUCUUCUUUGUGAUCCGUUCAUCAUUCCUUCUUGUAACUCUUACACUAUGGCUAUUGCCUUGUUCUUCCAUGUCCCUGGUUUCCAAUCUUUCUUGAAACACCUCUCUUUCUGCAACCUGGAGCUGGUAACUUGCAGUAGUAUAAUCGCUUUUGUUUCUUUU
Messenger RNA from Calidris pugnax (ruff), 2668 nucleotides. It is a transcript of the gene GPR68, whose product is annotated as G protein-coupled receptor 68. Gene Ontology annotation, molecular function: G protein-coupled receptor activity. NCBI's taxonomy places the organism in Eukaryota, Metazoa, Chordata, Aves, Charadriiformes, Scolopacidae. The transcript has 3 exons. The record is from RefSeq and is a predicted model, not a curated record. Gene Ontology annotation, cellular component: membrane. Bases 295 to 1284 code for a protein of 329 amino acids. Gene Ontology annotation, biological process: cellular response to pH; G protein-coupled receptor signaling pathway.